AUGUCUGUGUCUCUUCCAAGCCAGGAUAAUUCGAAAUCUCAACGAUCAAAUGAAAAAUGUCCACCCCGUCAAAAUAAAGAAUUGUCUCUACAAUUGGAAAACAAAGGCCAUUUGAAUUUAAGAAUUAAUUUGGGAAAUUCACAAAUACAAUGUAACCUUGUGAUUGACGAAACUAUCAUAAAUGCUCCUGGGAGUAGUACUACUCAGAUGUCUCCUCCAACACCAGUGCCUGGCACGAGUAGUACUAGAUCACCAUUACGUCAUUUCGACAAGUCAAUGGAUACUUCGAACACCGGCACCGUGAUUUACAAUGCUGGACCAUGUAACCUGGUGAUAGAUGAGACAAUUGUAGAUGGUAGUACUCGGGUGUCGCCUCGAACACCAAGUACUUCAAUGGAUACUUCGAACACCGGCACAGGCAUCUAUAAUGCUGGACCGUGUAACCUUGUGAUUGACGAAACUAUCCCAAAUGCUCCUGUGAGUAGUACUAAUCAGAUGUCUCCUCCAACACCAGUGCCUGGCAGGAGUAGUACUAGAUCACCAUUACGUCAUUUCGACAAUUCCACGGAUUCUUCUACCACCGGCACCGUUAUUUACAAUUCUGGACCAUAUGCUGAAAAGCCAACGACAUCAGCAGCAGAUAACUUUAGGGCCAAUUUCGACGAAAAUCGAACAUGCGAAAUUUGCGGUAGAGUACUCAGCUCUAAAACGUCAUUACAAAGGCAUAAAAGAACGCAUACAAAUGAUAAGAUACCACUUGCGUGUCACCUUUGUGACGCGCAGUUUCCAACCUAUUAUGCUCUAGAUGUCCACAAACGUCGACAUGCUGGAAAUAUGCCAAAAUGCGAUGUUUGUCUUAAAGCGUUUAAUACAAAGUAUCAUUUAACAAGACACAUGAGAAGUCAUAAUAAAUAG
Molecule: messenger RNA, 915 nt
Organism: Diabrotica virgifera virgifera (western corn rootworm)
Lineage: Eukaryota; Metazoa; Arthropoda; Insecta; Coleoptera; Chrysomelidae
Product: zinc finger protein 816-like
Exons: 5
Coding region: 1-915 (304 amino acids)
Biological process (GO): regulation of DNA-templated transcription
Molecular function (GO): DNA-binding transcription factor activity, RNA polymerase II-specific; RNA polymerase II cis-regulatory region sequence-specific DNA binding
Source: RefSeq, a predicted model, not a curated record